GCUUAAUUUACUUUUAUUAUAUUUUGUCUUUAUUUUACACAUUUUUUCCACGAAUUUUAAAUUCUAUACUAUUUCAAGAAUUUCUCUUUUUCAUCGCAAUUCUUACACCAUAUUGUUGUUACUCGGUUUUUAUUAUAUUUUAAUGAUAUUUCCCCGAUUCUUUACUAUUGAUUAACGAUGAGUUAAAAAUAUAUGAAAAGUUGUACAAAAGAUGUGGAAUUUGGCGGUAAUACUACUAUUACUAAAAUGUGUGGAAUCCUUCCGCAAUCCUAUGGAACACAGAUUCCACCUAUUAUUAAAUACAGUAGACAGUCCUAACAGUAUAAAUAACAAUGCUUUGGAAUCCAAGCAACUCAGAGACAAUUUCAAGACAAACGCCACAAAUCAAAAAAAUAUCUUCUCCUUAACGGAUCUCAUUGGUACUAAUGAAAAUGAGCAUAAUCCUCAUGAUUUCUCCAUGUGCAUGAUCACCAAUACUGGGCAAACCGCCUACAAUCCCGUCUCAGAUAACGAUUUUGUGGAGACUAAGCAUGACACGAAGUUAAUGAUGAUGGGUAAUGGAGGACACGUGUUUAACUCUCAAGAUUACACAGACAAGGCAUGGGAGGCAAUCACUUCAUUAACUGAAAUUGCAAAUGAGUUUGACUCUUCUUAUGUUGAAGGCGAUAUGUUACUAUAUGCCCUGGUUAACGGCAAUGACGAUGUGGUUACAAGGGUCCUAACUAAUGUUGGAAUUGAUCCUGAAAACCUUAAAAAGGAACUUGAAAAUCAUCUUAGGAAACAAAUAAGAAUGUCAGGCUCAUUCGGUGAUCGCAAAAUCCUAGGCAGAAUCCUCGAAAAUGUUCUCAACAUCUCCAAACGAUAUAAAUCAGAAUUUGGCGACAAAUAUAUAAGUGUUGAUCAUUUAUUAUUGGGAUUGGCGGCUGAGGAUACGAAAUUCUUUAGACCUUAUUUGACAAGGAAUAAAGUAACACUUGAAAAAUUAAAGGAUUCCGUUUUGUCCAUUCGUGGUAAACGUAAAAUCACUUCAAGAAACACCGAAAACAGUUACAAGUUGUUGAAUAAGUUUAGCAAAGACUUGACGGAUAUGGCCAGGAAUGGUAAGUUGGAUCCUGUGAUAGGCCGUGAUAAUGAGAUAAGACGUACUAUUGAGAUUCUCAGUAGACGCACUAAGAACAACCCUGUUCUUCUCGGUGAUCCCGGUGUUGGUAAAACUGCCAUUGCUGAGGGCUUAGCUAAUCGUAUUGUUUCUGGUGAUGUUCCCGAUUCUUUAAAAAAUCGGAAAGUCUUAUCACUAGACAUUGCUGCAAUUGUUGCAGGUACAAUGUACAGAGGAGAGUUUGAGGAGAGAUUGAAGGAGAUUUUGAGUGAGAUAGAGAAUUCUCAGGGCGAGAUUGUCAUGUUCAUUGACGAGAUUCAUACUUUGGUUGGCGCUGGAGAGUCACAAGGUUCUCUGGACGCUGGAAAUAUUCUUAAACCAAUGCUGGCGAGAGGUGAAUUACGCUGCAUUGGUGCCACUACACUUCAAGAAUAUAGACAAAAAAUCGAAAAGGAUAAGGCUCUAGAACGGAGAUUUCAGCCUAUUUAUAUCGAUGAGCCGAAUAUAGAGGAGACGAUAAAUAUACUGAGAGGAUUAAAGGAACGUUAUGAAGUUCAUCAUGGUGUUCGUAUCCUCGACUCAACCCUAAUUCAAGCUGUCCUAUUAUCCAAUCGCUACAUCACUGAUAGAUAUUUACCGGAUAAGGCGAUAGAUUUGAUUGAUGAGGCUGCUGCGAAAUUGAAGAUUCAGUUGAGUAGUAAACCACUUCAAUUGGAUAUCAUUGAACGUAAACUACUGCAACUUGAAAUGGAAAAGAUUUCUAUACUCAAUGAUAACGAUAAUAUCGGAAUAUUAUCUAAGAAUGAGAAGAAUGACACUUUGAAACCGAAUGACAAAUUGCGAUUAGAAAAUAUCGACAAACUCGUCAAUGAGUUAACCAAACAAAAGGAUGAAUUGAAUGAGAUGUGGUUGAAGGAGAAAUCACUGGUGGAUAACAUAAGGAAUAUAAAGGAGAGGAUUGACAUUGUUAAGAUCGAGAUUGAUAAGGCUGAGCGUGACUUUGAUUUAAACCACGCCGCCGAAUUGAGAUUCGAAACUCUUCCAGAUCUUGAAAAUCAACUCAAAACCAAUGUCAACAAUUAUGAAAAUUACAUCAAACAGGUGAUGGAGACUGGCGGUAAUAUAUUAUUAAGGGAUACUGUAACGAAAGAAGAUAUUGCAAAUGUUGUUUCAAAAUGGACUGGAAUUCCAUUGAAUAAAUUGAUAAAGAGUCAGAAGGAGAAGAUCUUACAACUGAAUGAUGAAUUGCAUAAACGUAUUAUUGGACAGCAGGAAGCCAUUGAUGCCGUGGUUAAUGCAGUCCAACGUUCCAGAGUUGGCAUGAAUGAUCCUAAGAAGCCUAUCGCUGCUCUCAUGUUCCUUGGACCAACUGGCGUAGGAAAAACUGAACUAUCAAAAGCCAUUGCUGAACAAUUAUUUGAUUCUGAGGAAGCGAUAAUAAGAUUUGAUAUGAGUGAAUACAUGGAGAAGCACAGUGUAUCGAAAUUAGUUGGUGCUCCUCCUGGCUAUAUCGGUUACGAACAGGGCGGUUUACUUACUGAAGCUAUUCGUAGAAAACCCUAUUCUAUCUUAUUAUUUGAUGAAAUUGAGAAAGCACAUAGUGAUGUGUAUAAUAUAUUAUUACAAGUAUUGGAUGACGGAAGGUUAACAGAUUCACUUGGUCGUAAGGUGAAUUUCACGAAUUCUCUGAUCAUCUUUACUUCAAACCUUGGCAGUCAAAGUAUUCUUGAACUUGCAAGGCAUCCAGAAAAGAGAAAUGAAAUGAAAAACAAAGUCAUGACCUCUGUUCGACAGACUUUUUCACCUGAAUUUCUUAAUCGCAUUGACGAAUUCAUCGUUUUCGAUUCAUUAACUAAAAUAGAAUUGAAGAAGAUAGUGAAUAUGGAGAUGAUGAAGUUGAGUAACAGAUUAGCGGAAAAGAAUAUAAAACUAUCAAUAGAUGAUGCAGCGAUGAGUCACAUUGCUGAUAUUGGGUAUGAUCCAGCAUAUGGUGCACGUCCACUAAAACGCACAAUUCAAAAACAAAUCGAGUCGCCAAUCGCAGUUGGAAUUCUCUCCGACCAAUAUAAAGAACAUGACAAUCUACUCAUCUCAUACAAAGAUGGAAAAUUAACCAUACUCCCACAAUAAUCUCAUACACACAUA
Messenger RNA from Theileria parva strain Muguga, 3244 nucleotides. RefSeq lists its product as uncharacterized. Gene Ontology annotation, cellular component: cytoplasm. Gene Ontology annotation, biological process: cellular response to heat. Gene Ontology annotation, molecular function: ATP binding; ATP hydrolysis activity. NCBI's taxonomy places the organism in Eukaryota, Apicomplexa, Aconoidasida, Piroplasmida, Theileriidae. The record is from RefSeq and is a predicted model, not a curated record. The transcript is spliced from 14 exons. The coding region runs from base 212 to 3229 and encodes 1005 amino acids.